GUGCCCUAGUGUUUGGCUGCGAGCGUCUUCGACACUGCGCAGGCUCCUCGCUCUACAAAGCCUCGGAGGAAAGUGCAUAUGCAAGCAGAACUCAGAAAGUUCAUGGAGCUGAAGUGCAGGAUGUGCCGUUAAGGAGGAAAAAAAAUCCAGAGGAGCAGAGGCAGCGCAAGGGGCUGGAGGGCUGAAAGGACUGCAACCCAAAGCGCACGGCAUUCUUUUUUCUCCACCUAAGACACUGUUAACUUGUCACCAUGGGGUUUCCGACGAUAUUUAGUUCUCGUCACAUUGUUCUUAAAGUGUUUUUGGUUCAGUUCAUCGCUUUUCAAAAAACAUAUGCUGCCCCCUCUCCUAUCAUCAGAUUUCCUGGAGACGAUACGACCCCCAUGACAGACAAAGAAGUUGCCUUGCACUAUCUGAACAAGUUUUAUGGAUGCCCAGAAGACAGAUGUAACCUAAUGGUGCUCAAGGACACUCUGAAGAAAAUGCAAAAGUUCUUUUAUCUGCAAGAAACUGGAGAGAUCGAUGCCCAAACUGUGGAGAUUAUGAAGAAGCCCCGCUGCGGUGUCCCAGAUGUGGCCAAUUACAACUUCUUCCACAGGAAACCCAUGUGGCAAAAGAAAGACAUCACCUAUAGAAUCCUUGGACACACUCCUGAUCUUGAUGAGGAAACCAUAGAUGACGCCUUCUUCAGAGCCUUCAAAGUUUGGAGCGACGUUACCCCACUCACCUUCACGCGCAUUAUGGAUGGGGAGGCUGACAUCAUGAUUAAUUUUGGUCGCAAUGAGCAUGGAGAUGGAUACCCAUUUGAUGGUAAAGAUGGCCUGCUGGCUCAUGCCUUUGCACCAGGACCAGGCAUUGGAGGAGACUCUCACUUUGAUGAUGAUGAGCAGUGGACCCUGGGAGAGGGCCAAGUGGUGAAGGUGAAGUUUGGCAAUGCUGAGGGGGAGUUCUGCAAAUUCCCUUUCUUGUUCAUGGGUAAAGAGUAUACCAGCUGUACGUCUCAGGGCCGCGACGAUGGCUUCCUGUGGUGCUCCACCUCUUACAACUUUGAUGAAGAUGGCAAAUAUGGCUUCUGCCCCCAUGAAUUGCUAUUCACCCUGGGUGGAAACGCCAAUGGAUCUCCUUGCAAAUUCCCCUUCAAUUUCCAGGGUGAGAAGUAUGAAGGGUGCACCACUGCAGGCCGUGAUGAUGGUUACCGCUGGUGUGCCACCACAGAGGACUAUGAUCGUGACACAAGCUAUGGGUUCUGCCCUGAAACUGCCAUGUCAACAGUGGGAGGCAACGCAGAGGGAAGCCCCUGUGUCUUCCCCUUCACCUUCCUGGGAAACACCUAUGAUGCUUGCACCUCCUCUGGACGCAGUGAUAGCAAGAUGUGGUGUGCCACCACCAAAAGUUAUGAUGAUGACCGCAAGUGGGGCUUCUGUCCUGACCAAGGCUACAGUUUGUUCCUGGUGGCAGCCCAUGAGUUUGGUCAUGCCCUGGGCUUGGAGCACUCACAGGACCCUGGAGCACUGAUGGCCCCUAUUUACACCUUCACCAAGGACUUUAGACUUUCUAAUGAUGAUAUUAAAGGCAUCCAGGAGCUCUAUGGUGUGCCCACAGACAAGCCUCUGCCUCCAACCCAGGGUCCUGUCACUCCCAUGGACAUCUGUAAUGAGCCUGUUGUCUUUGAUGCUGUGGCACAGAUCCGAGGAGAGACCUUCUUCUUCAAGGACAGGUUCCUGUUCAGGUCAGUCUCCAGAAGCAAGCCAACUGGUCCUAUGCUAGUGGCCACCUACUGGCCUGAUUUGCCUGCCAAGAUAGAUGCUGCCUAUGAAAACCCACUGGAGGAAAAGACAGUAUUCUUUGCAGGCAAUGAGAUGUGGAUCUACAAAGCAGAUGAGUUGGAGAGAGGCUACCCCCAGAGGAUCUCAAACCUUGGCCUCCCCAGUGACCUCGAACGCAUAGACGCCGCUUUCAACUUUAGGAAGAACCAGAAGACUUACCUGUUUGCUGGGGACAAAUUCUGGAGGUACAAUGAAGUGGAGAAGAAAAUGGACCCUGGCUUCCCCAAGCUUAUUGCUGACUCCUGGAAUGGCAUCCCAGAUGGCAUUGAUUCUGCCUUCACUCUGAAUGGCAUAGAUUACAGUUACUUCUUCAAAGGUGGCCACUAUUUCAAAUUGGAGGACAGUAGCCUGAAGAUUGUCAAGUUGGGUGAAAUCACAAAGGACUGGCUUGGUUGUUAAACAAUGCUCAGAUAAUUUAGCCAUUGGGCCUUCCUGUGGUGACCUCUGGCCUCAUGAGGACGCUGCCAUGGUAUCGCACACACCUGGGGGUCAUCACAGUGCACACGGUUGUCGGGUUUUGGCCCGGGAACUCUGCACACUCUCCUGAGAGACAUGUCCCAUCCAGCCUGUAUAACCAGCCCCCAGCUUUAUAGAAAGACACCUUGGGACCUUCCGCAUAGGCUGAACAUAGGCAACUGGAUAUUUGUUGUAUUAUUGUGUGAUGUUGACAUUUUAUUUGUUAUGCUGAUGCAAAUCUGUUACAAUAUGUAGGCUGCCCCGUUUUUUUUUUGUUUGUUUGUUUGUUUUUAUGUUUGAAACUCAGACAUCAGGUAUGUCCACACUGCAUUGAACCAAGCAGUGCUAUUCUGUGCUGUGAGAUAUUGCCAUUUUUAUGCAAAUUUGACUCUCAAAGGCUGUUUUACACCAUAUGAGGAAUUAGUGUUGGCUUACAGCUGCUUCUGUGUGUCCACAGUGUACAAAGUGCAGUUUUUUUUUUAAUGUACCAGUGUUUUAAUGAAUACGUAAUUGUUUCAUUGUUGUGAAAUGCAUUUGAAAAAAUGAAUUUGCACAAUGUACCUUGACCGAAAAUGGUGCUUUAGAAAAUUACUUUUUGCAUAUAGUCCUAUUCAUAUAUUCUAUGUGUAACUAUGUCUGCUGAGACUACUUGUGUUCUGGGUGUCAGAAAGUAGUUUUCACAGGCAAACAUUAUUCUCCAUUUUGGUUAGCACUUUGUAUAGGACUAUACGAGGGAACUGGGCAAUAUGGAGACCAAAUUAUUUUCAUGGCAACUCCAUUUUGUAUUUUCCUUCACUAAUGGUACAGAAUGAUUAAAGGCACAGGUUGCCUACAGAGGCUGUAUACGUUUGCUGCAUGAUGGAAUCAUGACAAGAGUACCACAAUAGUAUUGUUGAAUAAUCUUUUUAUAUUAUCUUUUCUUUUUUGGGAUUUAACUCUACAGUCAUUAGUGAUUGUGUUUUGUUAUGUUUUGUUUUUUAUGCUUGUGCACUUUGUCCCUCUGUCAUCAAUAA
Myripristis murdjan (pinecone soldierfish) is the source of this 3295-nucleotide messenger RNA. RefSeq names its product matrix metallopeptidase 2 (gene mmp2). The coding region runs from base 252 to 2225 and encodes 657 amino acids. The record is from RefSeq and is a predicted model, not a curated record. Gene Ontology annotation, molecular function: zinc ion binding; metalloendopeptidase activity. Gene Ontology annotation, cellular component: extracellular matrix. NCBI's taxonomy places the organism in Eukaryota, Metazoa, Chordata, Actinopteri, Holocentriformes, Holocentridae. Gene Ontology annotation, biological process: response to hypoxia; extracellular matrix organization; proteolysis. The transcript has 13 exons.